Closterium sp. Naga37s-1 is the source of this 1113-nucleotide messenger RNA. The record is from the annotation of a GenBank genome assembly. Lineage: Eukaryota; Viridiplantae; Streptophyta; Zygnematophyceae; Desmidiales; Closteriaceae.
AUGGCCGACAUCCGAAGCUCCAUGGCCCUCCUCAAGGGCAUGGCGGCGACAGGCGCUUUGGCGGAGGGGGAGCGGGACGGGAGUGCGUCAGGAAAGGCAGCGGCGGAGGCCAGUGGCGCGCAGCCGCUGAAGGGAGCACCGGAAUUUAAAAUUGCUGCGAUUGAAGCGGAGGAGGUGAAGGCGCAGGUGGAAGCGGCGAGGGGGGAGGCGCGGGACGCGGCAAGUGAGGUACGCGGGGAGAUGGGCGCGCUUAAGGCGGAACUUGCGCGGAUGAGGGCUGCGGCGGAGCGGCAGGCGGCGGAGGUGGCGUACGUGAAGGCGACGGCGGCGCACUCGGAGGCGCGCAUCAACGACGUCGAGCUGGCGCUCGCGGCGCUCAGGGCAGAAGCGGGGGAGCAUGCGGAGGCGGAGAGGCGCGAUGGGAAGAAGCGGAAGAGAGACGAGGCGUGCAAGGAGGAAGCGAUGGCAGAUGCUCCUUCGGGCGCCGUACCUGCGCUUAUUGCCGUUGGACGUGCGCCUGAAGGACAGCGGGAUGCGGCAGAAAGGGUGGGCGACACGAACGAGGGCGAGAGUGGCGUAGCGGGUGACCCGGAGGAUGAGCUGAAGGAGCUGAGGGCGCGAGUGGAAGCGCUGGAGAAAACGAGCGCUGGGGGAAGGAAGACGUGGUCGGCACUGAUUGGACUGUGGGCCAAGGUUCAUUCAGGCAGGUCUCGCAUAGACCUUAGCGGCGUCUCCCUCCUCACCGACGUUGCUCUCACUCGACUCGCCUCCGUGCGCUCGCUCACGUGGCUCAACCUCAACGGGGCGUCUGGCUUCACUGCAGCGGGAGUGAGACAGCUCUUCUCUCUCACGAACCUCGUACUUCUGAAUUUGAUAGCUACAAACACAGCGGAUGCUGCUCUUGAAGGGGUGACCGAUUCCGGCAUGAAGCUCCUGAGGAAUAUGAAAUUCCUGGAGAAGCUGGGGCUGUGGGAUGCGAAUCUGACUGUCGCUGGUGUCCAAUGGCUCAACGGGCUCAAGAGUCUCCAGAUGAUUGGCACGGAAACUGAAAAUGUUGAAUGCCUCAUCAGGGACAACUUCCCUGGGAUGAUUGUAACACCAGGUCCACUUUAA